AUGAGACAGUGGUUCUUGGUAGCAGUCGUCGCCUCGGCGAUUGCUCUUAUCGAAGGCAGCGAGGAAAUAGAAUGUCCGAAGAAUGCUACCAGGGAUGAGGUAACCAUUCCUCACGAAACGGAUUGCCAGAAGUAUUACCUAUGCGUGGGACAAGAAAAAGUGAAUAUGACAUGCGACCAAUACAAGUGCUUCAAUCCCGAACUGAGGGCCUGCGAUUGGCCCUGGAUGGUACCUUGCUGUAGCACGUACAUGAUAACAUCCCGUCCAUUCACCUGCAGGGACAAGGAACCUUAUGACAAUGACUGCCAAAAAUAUUUACAGAAUGGUAUUCUUAAAUGCUGCCCCGAAUAUCAUUUUUACCGUAUAGACACUUGCACGUGUGAACCUGUAAGUGAAGUACCACCAGGCAGGUGUUUCCCGCCUCCGAAAGGAGAACCACCUUGCUGGACGUGGACAACAACUCCGGAGACAACAACUAUUGAUAUGUGCACCGAUAGGGAAGUGUAUGAAAGGGAUUGUCAAAAAUAUUUGGAGAAUGGCAUACGUAAAUGCUGCCCCGAAGAUCAUUUUUAUAGUAAAGACACUUGCACGUGUGAACCUAUAAGUGAAGUACCAGAAGGCAGGUGUUUCCCGCCUCCGCAAGGAGAACCUCCCUGCUGGACGCUGUCAACAACUCCGGAGACAACAACUACUGAUAUGUGCGCUGUUAGACAGGUGUAUGAAAGGGAUUGUCAAAAAUAUUUGGAGAAUGGCAUACGUAAAUGCUGCCCCGAAGAUCAUUUCUACAGUACAGACACUUGCACGUGUGAACCUAUAAGUGAAGUACCAGAAGGCAGGUGUUUCCCGCCUCCGAAAGGAGAACCUCCCUGCUGGACGCUGUCAACGACUACGGAGACAACAACUAUUGAUAUGUGCGCCGAUAGAGAGGUGUAUGAAAGGGAUUGUCAAAAAUAUUUGGAGAAUGGCAUACGUAAAUGCUGCCUCGAAGAUCAUUUCUAUAGUACAGACACUUGCACGUGUGAACCUAUAAAUGAAGUACCAGAAGGCAGGUGUUUCCCGCCUCCACCAGGAGAACCUCCCUGCUGGACGCUGUCAACAACUACGGAGACAACGACUAUUGAUAUGUGCGCCGAUAGAGAGGUGUAUGAAAGGGACUGUCAAAAAUAUUUAGAAAAUGGCAUUCGUAAAUGCUGCCCCGAAGAUCAUUUUUAUAGUAAAGACACUUGCACGUGUGAACCUAUAAGUGAAGUACCAGAAGGCAGGUGUUUCCCGCCUCCGCAUGGAGAACCGCCAUGCUGGACGCUGUCAACAACUACGGAGACAACAACUACUGAUAUGUGCGCUGUUAGACAGGUGUAUGAAAGGGAUUGUCAAAAAUAUUUGGAGAAUGGCAUUCGUAAAUGCUGCGCCGACGAUCGGUAUUAUAAUAUAGUCACUUGCACGUGUGACUCGCAAAGUCAGGCACCAGUAGGUAGAUGUACAUCGCUGCCAAAGGGAGAAAAACCCUGUUGGCAGAUAAAUGAUUCAACGGAGACAACAACUAUUGGUGUGUGCACUGAUAAGGAGGUGUAUGAAAAUGAUUGUCAAAAAUAUUUACAGGGUGGCAUUCCUAAAUGCUGCCCUGACGAUCGUUAUUAUAAUAUAGUCACUUGCACGUGUGACUCGCAAAGUGAGGCACCAGUAGAGUGGUUCUUGGUGGCAGUCGUCGCCACGGCGAUUGCUCUUAUCGAAGGCACCGAGGAAAUAGAAUGUCCGAAGAAUGCUACCAGGGAUGAGGUAACCAUUCCUCACGAAACGGAUUGUCAGAAGUAUUACCUCUGCGUGGGACAAGAGAAGGUGAAUAUGACAUGCGACCAAUACAAGUGCUUCAAUCCGGAACUGGGGGCCUGCGAUUGGCCCUGGAUGGUACCUUGCUGUAGCACGUACGUGAUGACAUCACGUCCAUUCACCUGCAGGGAUAAGGAACCUUAUGACAAUGACUGCCAAAAAUAUUUACAGAAUGGUAUUCUUAAAUGCUGCCCCGAAUAUCAUUUUUAUCGUAUAGACACUUGCACGUGUGAACCUGUAAGUGAAGUACCACCAGGCAGGUGUUCCCCGCCUCCGCACGGAGAACCACCUUGCUGGACGUUGUCAACAACUCCGGAGACAACAACUAUUGAUAUGUGCCCCCAUAGGGAAGUGUAUGAAAGGGAUUGUCAAAAAUAUUUAGAGAAUGGCGAACGUAAAUGCUGCCCCGACGAACAUUUUUAUAGUACAGACACUUGCACGUGUGAUCCGCAGAAUGAAGCACCAGUAGGCAGAUGUACAGCGCUGCCAAAGGGAGAAGAAGCGUGUUGGCAGAUAAAUGAAUCAAUGACGACUCCUAGUUCAACGGAGACAACAACUGUUGACAUGUGCGCUGACAGAGAGGUGUAUGAAAGGGAUUGUCAGAAAUAUUUAGAGAGCGGCGAACGUAAAUGCUGCCCCGAUGAUCAUUUUUAUAGUACAGACACUUGCACGUGUGAACCGGAGGAUGAGGCUCCACUAGGCAGAUGCAGAGCGCUGCCAAAGGGAGAAGAACCGUGUUGGAAGAUAAAUGAAUCAAUAACGACUCCUAGUUCAACGGAGACGACAACUGUUGACAUGUGCGCUGACAGAGAGGUGUAUGAAAGGGAUUGUCAAAAAUAUUUAGAGCAUGGCGAACGUAAAUGCUGCCCCGAUGAUCAUUUUUAUAGUAACGACACUUGCACGUGUGAACCGAAUGAGGAGGCUCCAUUAGGCAGAUGUAAAGCGCUGCCAAAGGGAGAAGAACCGUGUUGGAAGAUAAAUGAGUCAAUAACGACUCCUAGUUCAACGGAGACGACAACUGUUGACAUGUGCGCUGACAGAGAGGUGUAUGAAAGGGAUUGUCAAAAAUAUUUAGAGCAUGGCGAACGUAAAUGCUGUCCCGACGAACAUUUUUAUAGUAACGACACUUGCACGUGUGAACCGGAGGAUCAGGCUCCAGUAGGCAGAUGUAAAGCGCUGCCAAAGGGAGAAAGACCGUGUUGGGAGAUAAAUGAUUCAACAACGAUUCCUGCUAUAACGGUGAUGUCUACUACCACGGUAGAAAAUAAAAUACCAGACGCGUCUAGUAGUACAACGGAUGUUUCUAGUACUACGACGGGAAAUAGUAUAGCGGAUGUUUCUAGUACUACGACGGAAAAUAGUACAGCGGACGUUUCUAGUACUACGACGGAAAAUAGUAGAGCGGACGUUUCUAGUACUACGACGGAAAAUAGUAUAGCGGACGUUUCUAGUACUACGACGGAAAAUAAUACACCCCAUGCAUCUAAUCUUGCGAUGGAAUACGAUGAAAUGGUGGAUGAUGUCUGA
This is a messenger RNA of Nomia melanderi (Alkali bee), 3354 nucleotides long. NCBI's taxonomy places the organism in Eukaryota, Metazoa, Arthropoda, Insecta, Hymenoptera, Halictidae. The record is from RefSeq and is a predicted model, not a curated record.